AUGCUCGCCUGUGACGAUGAUCAGCCGUUGGGUCCGUAUUUGUCUAUCUCAAUCUAUACCACCGUUGGCGGGGUGAUGUGCCCGGAUGUUGACUUCAACUUUGCUUACGGAGCCGACGGAAGGCUAUGGCAUGCGGUACUGGGCCUCAGAAUGGACGCCGGAAUAGCACCCCAGCUACGCAUCAUCGAAAAACUGCUGAGCCAUUUCCGCUGCGCUGAGCUGACCCUCGAAGUCGGACUACAAGUGCAGGUGUACCGCAUCGAUUUGUCAUUCCACGAUCGCUGGCCCGGGACCGAUGGUUUAAGACGCCGUCCGGCCUACGGCUCGACGUUUGCCAAUUUGGUUGUGGCCCAGAACUAUGCGUCGCGGCAUCAGGUCUACGCCCAGCUACGACAAAUCGAUCGGAGGAGAGUUCCACUGGUCGCUGACAAUUUUCGACGCGUUUGGCCACGAGACACCACUGAUAACACAGAAGACCCGCUUCCCCAA
Molecule: messenger RNA, 489 nt
Organism: Mesorhabditis spiculigera
Lineage: Eukaryota; Metazoa; Nematoda; Chromadorea; Rhabditida; Rhabditidae
Source: the annotation of a GenBank genome assembly